UGACAGUGUUACUUUCACUUCCCCCAGGCGAACGCUGCGAGCCGAGCGCAGGUUUCUCAAUUCGGCAUAAAAUCACAUUUCUUGUAACACGGUUCUACGGAAAAGCCACGACAGAACUGAAGCUCUUUGAUCGCCAGAAUUAGCUGAGCAACAUGCGUGAGAAACGGGACUAGUCAGUGACCAUGUAACGGUCCCAGCCAAAGGGUGAAGUCUGGUCACACCCAGGAGAUUUUACAUUUCUCAGAAGACCCAACCAGAUCAAGUUACAGUGAAGAAGAUGAAGAUUCUCUCAUUCUGCCACAUCUCCAGAGCCUGCUUCCCUCUCCCUGGGUUUAUUAUUUUCUUCUUUACUUGUUAUGUUCACAGGAUGGAAUCAGCAAAGCUCACAGUGAUUGGACCCUCUGACCCUGUCACUGCCAUCCUGGGUCAGGAAACUGUAUUACCCUGUCACCUGUCCCCCAGCAUGAGUGCUGCAAACAUGGAGGUGAGAUGGUUUCGAUCUGAGUUUGAAUCCUUUGUGCACCUGUAUCGUGAUGGGAAGGAUUGGUUUGAUGGGCAGAGGCCAGAGUAUCAGGGAAGGACAGAGCUUUUGAAAGCCGGACUCACAGAUGGGAUUGUUCCCCUGAGGAUUCUCGAUAUCAGACGUGCUGAUGAAGGACUAUACCUCUGUUAUGUUCAAGAUGGUACUUUUUAUGGAGAAACUGUAUUGGAACUACGGGUAGCAGCUCUGGGCUCUGCUCCUCUUAUCUCUGUGGAGGGUCACCAAGAUGGAGGGAUCCGGGUGGUUUGUCAAUCAGCUGGUUGGUACCCAGAGCCUGAAGUGCUGUGGAAAGAUCGCAGUGGGCGACAUUUACCAUCACUCUCUGAAACAACAUCCCAAAGAGAUAAUGGCCUGUUUGAAACAGAAACUGCUCUCAUUGUAAUAGAACAUUCAAACCAAAACUUGUCGUGUUGCAUCAGGAACACCGUUCUCAAUCAAGAAAAGGAAUCAGCAGUUUAUAUAGCAGAUUCCUUUUUCCCCAGGGUGAAUCCCUGGAUGGUGGCUCUGAGUGUGAUCCUGGUGGUUUUAUUUGGUUUCAUUGGCCUCACUGUUUAUCUGUUUAAAAUAAAAGGCAAACGAGAUAUAGAAAUUGAGAAACGAGAUAACGAGAUAAGGUGGAGAAGAUCCAUGGCACCUAUAGAAGAAGCGAAUGUGACUCUGGAUCCAGACACGGCUCAUCCCCACCUCAUCCUGUCUGAGGAUCGGAAACGUGUGAGACGGGAAGACAGACGCCAGGAUCUGUCCGACAGCCCUAAGAGAUUUGACUGUUGGGCCUGUGUGCUGGGCUGUGAGGGAUUCACCUCGGGGAGACAUUGCUGGGAGGUGGAGGUGGAAAUGGGGGCUAGGGGAGGCUGGGCUGUGGGGGUGGCCAGAGAGUCUGUGAGGAGGAAGGAACAGAUCAGCCUUAGCCCUGAGGGGGGGAUCUGGGCUGUGGGGCUAUGGGAGGGUCAGUUCCAGGCUCUCACCUCCCCUGCGACCCCCCUGCCCCUGAGCAGGGCCCCCAGCAGGAUCCGGGUUUGUCUGGACUGUGACCGGGGGCAGGUGACAUUUAUCGAUGCUGGUGAUGAGGCCCCGAUCUUCACUUUCCCGCCGGGCUCCGUCCCUGGGGAGAGAAUCCGACCCUGGCUCUGGGUGGUGGGGGGAUCCCGGCUCAGACUGUGUCCCUGAGACACACAGCAGAGGGGGGAACUGGAAAUCAGCCUCUCUAGCCCCGUGGACCCCAGUCUCUAUGACCUUGGAGGACUCCUGUCUACCCAGAACCUGGCUCCUUAUCUCUAUGACCUGUGGAAGCACCUCC
Molecule: messenger RNA, 1838 nt
Organism: Mauremys mutica (yellowpond turtle)
Lineage: Eukaryota; Metazoa; Chordata; Testudines; Geoemydidae
Product: butyrophilin subfamily 1 member A1-like
Exons: 9
Coding region: 278-1708 (476 amino acids)
Molecular function (GO): protein binding
Source: RefSeq, a predicted model, not a curated record